This is a messenger RNA of Harpegnathos saltator (Jerdon's jumping ant), 2678 nucleotides long. RefSeq names its product b(0,+)-type amino acid transporter 1. The record is from RefSeq and is a predicted model, not a curated record. Gene Ontology annotation, molecular function: L-amino acid transmembrane transporter activity. Gene Ontology annotation, biological process: amino acid transmembrane transport. The coding region runs from base 609 to 2360 and encodes 583 amino acids. Gene Ontology annotation, cellular component: membrane. The transcript is spliced from 6 exons. NCBI's taxonomy places the organism in Eukaryota, Metazoa, Arthropoda, Insecta, Hymenoptera, Formicidae.
CACGUCGUCGGUAUCGAGCGAGUUCCCAAGCGCCGACGCCGGUUCUUCCUCGUUCUCUGCUUCCCUCUCUCCAACACCUUCGUUAUUCUAAAGCUACUAAACGCACAUACCGCCCAGUAAAGCGCGAGAGCCGGUGGAAGUGUGUAGAGCGUGUUGUAGAGCGUAGACGGUAUUUCAACAGGCGAUAGGUGUUGAUAUAUCAGAAGAAAAAAGAGAAAGCAAAUCAGAAGAAGGGAUAUUCUGAAGGGACCUUUCGACGAAUAAACGCGGUAGCUGGAGCAAAUCGAGUAUUAUAGAGCAACACCGUGAGAACGAAAAAAGAGAAGAUAGAGAAAGAAGACAGAACGUGAACGAGAUAAAAAGGGCAAGCGCACGCGCGCACUAAGGGCACUGAAGGGCAGAAAGGACGGACAGCAGCGGAGGAGGCCGGUCCCGGAAGUGAAAGGGUAGAGGUCGGGUACAGGGGUGGAAGAAGAGGAAGAAGCGCGAAAGGACAGCAGUAGCUGCGUAAAGGACGCACGGAGGACAGUGGUUACACUGAAAAGUCGGCGUGGUGUCAUGAGAGGCGGUCUCACGGUCCGCCCUUCUUAUCGGUCCCUCUCAGAGUCAUGCAUGUCGCGCCCCUCAAACGAGCUACCGUGGGACAUGAUCCGCAGACGAGCAAUGGUGGUCAGUUACAGCUAUCACAGCAGCAACAACAGCAACAGUUGCACUCCGGGGGUAGUUGGUUGGGGGGUAGUGCCGGCGAUAUCGGCGGUGGAUUGGUCUGCCGAUCAUCGACGGGCAGAUCGAUCAACAGCGGCAACAGCAGCAACGGCUGGGAGAGUGGCAAACUGGCGACGUUACGUCAUCCUCAACAACAACAACAGCAACAAGGCCAAUCUGGGGGUGUGGGGGAUGACGAAGACGGGGGUGGAGGGAGCGGAGGGGUGGAGGGGACGGACGCAGAGGAGAACAACGCUGUUCACCUCAAGAGACGGGUGGGACUCGUCAGUGGGGUGGCUCUAAUCGUCGGCACGAUGAUUGGCUCCGGGAUCUUCGUCUCGCCGUCGGGUCUGCUGCUGCGAACCGGCAGCGUCGGCGUGAGUUUCCUGGUGUGGACUGCGUGCGGUCUACUGAGCUUGUGCGGCGCCCUCGCGUACGCCGAGCUGGGCACUAUGAACACGAGCAGCGGCGCCGAGUACGCUUACUUCAUGGAUGCGUUCGGCGCGCCGCCGGCCUUUCUAUUCUCCUGGGUGUCUACCUUGGUGCUGAAGCCAUCGCAGAUGGCCAUUAUUUGCUUGUCGUUCGCCCAGUAUGCCGUUGAGGCGUUCGCCGCCGACUGCGAUCCACCCGACGAGGUCGUCAAGCUCGUCGCCUUAUUGGCGAUCGUCCUGAUACUUCUCGUCAAUUGCUACAGCGUGAACCUGGCGACCGGCGUGCAGAACGCCUUCACCGCCGCCAAACUGAUGGCGAUACUCGUCGUAAUAGUCGGGGGUUCAUAUAAAUUGAUACAGGGUAAUACGCAGCACCUACAGACGGCGUUCGACACCAUCGACGGCAGCACGAUCAACAUCGGCCGUCUCGCUACCGCCUUCUAUACCGGCCUCUGGGCCUACGAUGGCUGGAAUAAUCUCAACUACGUGACCGAAGAGAUCAAAAAUCCUUCCAAGAACUUGCCCAGGUCUAUCAUGAUCGGCAUACCCCUUGUCACGCUCUGCUACGCGCUUAUCAAUGUCUCCUACUUGGCGGUUAUGUCACCUUCUGAGAUGAUCGAGAGCGAGGCCGUAGCGGUGACAUUCGGCAAUCGGAUACUGGGCGUCAUGGCGUGGCUGAUGCCACUUUCCGUGGCAAUUAGCACAUUUGGAUCCGCCAAUGGUACCCUGUUCGCUGCGGGUAGGCUCUGCUUCGCUGCGUCAAGAGAAGGACACUUGCUCGACUGCUUGAGCUAUGUGCACGUACGACGUUUCACUCCCGCCCCAGGCCUCAUCUUCCAUUCCCUCGUAGCAGGUGCGAUGGUUCUUUCCGGCAACAUUGAUUCGCUGAUUGACUUCUUCUCGUUUACUGCUUGGAUAUUUUACGGCGGCGCAAUGCUUGCCCUGCUGGUAAUGCGGAGGACCAGGCCCAAUCAUCCACGACCGUACAAAUGCCCAUUGUUGAUACCGGUAUUGGUGCUCGGCAUUUCUGCGUAUCUGAUAGUGGCGCCGAUCAUCGACAAACCGCAGAUCGAGUACCUGUAUGCGGCCGGCUUUAUUGGUGCGGGCAUGCUUGUCUACCUCCCGUUUGUCAAGUUUGGAUACGUGCCCAAAUUCAUGGAAGGCGUCAAUGCCUUUCUCCAAAUGUUACUAGAAGUGGCUCCGACGGCGGUUGCCUUCGACUGAUUUCACUUUGAGAGAUCAACGACAGUUCUCCAGAAUGCCGAAUCAUUCCAUUGUGGCAUUGUGAACUGCGUACAUGAAUAACCUAUUUUAAAUAUGCAUACAGACAAGAGCAUAUAUAUCCUAUUGCAGAGCUCAAGGCUGGCCCCUAUCCUUAAAAUUAAAGAAAAAAGAGAAGACCCAUAAAAAAUAUGAGAAUAUUAUUUUAUUACUUGUUAUUCUUCGUACAUAGUAUACAACACACAGAAAAGAUGUUACUGUUAGAUAUAGAUAGUUGAUGUUGUAACAAGAGACAGCAAUGAAUCGACAAAAUAUUUUAAA